AUGGCACUAUCUGGAACCUGCUCGAUGGAAAGACAGCUGAAGUACCGUUAUGAGAAGCCACAGUUGUCGCGGGUGACCUUAACGGUCACGUACUCACAUAAUCUCCCCAUUGUAAACACGAGAUUUCAAAAACGUGACACUCAUUUCAUCAACUUCUAUAGCGAAGAGAACAGAACACAACUUGAAUUUGUCCUUGUCAGGCACCGCGAUCGGGGGCUCGUAACAGAUGCGAAGACUGUUCCCCAUGAAACGGUCGCAACACAACACCAACCACUGAUUUAUACGUUAAAGAUCAUCCCGCCGAAACCAAAAUUAGCAGAAAUGUGUGGGCCAGCGAGGAUCAAAUGGUGGCGACUGAAGGAUAAAGAAGCGGCCGUCGUCUCCAGCAUUCUAUCACAGCGGACUGUCGACGAAACUUGGGAGAGAGCUGCGGAAGCAAUAGUCCGAGCUGCGCGGGCGAAGCUCGGCAAGACCAAGCCUGGACGGCGAAAGCUUGACAAGCAAACAUGGCAAACACGGACGGACCAAAUCAGGGAUAAAGUCCGUGAGAAGAAAGAGCAGUACCACGCAUUUCUUAUCGAAAAGACGGUUGACAACUGGCAGCGCUAUCAGAUAGUGAAGAAAGAGGCGGAGAAAGCCGUUGUUUUUGAAAAGGCAGCUCAUUUUGCUGAAAUGAACGAGAAACUCGAGUCUCGCGAUGGUGUUUACCGGCUCGCAAAGACCCGCAAUCGCCAGACCGAGGAUAUACAUAGAGAAGCUCACCGGCAUAAAUGA
This is a messenger RNA of Haemonchus placei, 774 nucleotides long. The record is from the annotation of a GenBank genome assembly. Lineage: Eukaryota; Metazoa; Nematoda; Chromadorea; Rhabditida; Trichostrongylidae.